AUGGAUUCAAACGGCCUACCAGCUGCUCCACUUGAAGUUGACUCCAAGCCAAGUGGAGCGGAGUCACCCCAAAAUGAUUACUUCGGCUGGCUUAAGUCCACAUUUUCUCAAUCAGCGGAUGUAUGGAGUCAUAUCAAACGUGAUGUUUCCGAGGUUGCUCAAUCCGUGGCAGCGAGCGAUCCCCUGACUGCUGCCAAGGGAACCGCCACUUCCGUCUAUCGCCAGUUCUCUGACGCUUUUCACAGUUUUCAGCAGGAGGGUGCCAGAGCUGACCCACCUCCAUCUGACCCGAUAAUCCCGAAUGGUAAUUGUCAGCUUCAAUUACUUCAAUUACUUACUUUCUUGCGAUGGGUUUAG
Hydatigera taeniaeformis is the source of this 357-nucleotide messenger RNA. The record is from the annotation of a GenBank genome assembly. NCBI's taxonomy places the organism in Eukaryota, Metazoa, Platyhelminthes, Cestoda, Cyclophyllidea, Taeniidae.